AUGACAGCAGAGUCUGAAGAUAUUUCAUCAAAUGAAGAAUCCUCUGCCGAAGGAAACAAGAUGUUAAAGUCUAUGAAGUUUGUGCUCUCAUCUCUUCAGAGGAACAUGAUAAAGGCCAUGAACACGAAGGAAGAAGAAAGAAAGGGUUUUGGCGAGAUUAUCAAGGUCCUUACUGAAUUGGAUAAAACUCUAAAGAAGAAUACGUAUGAGACUCAUGUCUCAAAUAUAAACUUCUCCAAGUUUGAAAAGAAACUCUUCAACCGACAAACUGAAUUGUUGGACAUUGAAAGGCAAUUCAAUGAUGAAGGUCAUAAGGAGACUUUGGAAGAAUUCAGUCUGGUGAAGAAUCAGAUGGUGGAAAUUCAAGGAAAGUUUCAAGGAAAGGAGAACGCAAAGGCUAAUGCUGAAAAAGAUCAUCCUCGAACCACCCAAGGCAAAUCAAGUAAAAGAAGUGACGGUGUGUCAACCGGCACUAGAUCCAGACGAGCCCCAAGCAUCGAUGAUAAUCCUAGGCCAACCAAGAGAGUUGUAGGUCGUAAAGGUGGUGAUCGUGGAGGCAGAAGUAAUGGUGGUGGCCGUAGUAGGCUAUCUGGUGUUGAUCAAGGAGGUCGUGCCAGUGGUGGUGAUCGUGGUGGUAGAUAA
This is a messenger RNA of Impatiens glandulifera, 642 nucleotides long. RefSeq lists its product as uncharacterized. NCBI's taxonomy places the organism in Eukaryota, Viridiplantae, Streptophyta, Magnoliopsida, Ericales, Balsaminaceae. The coding region runs from base 1 to 642 and encodes 213 amino acids. The record is from RefSeq and is a predicted model, not a curated record. The transcript has 2 exons.